AACAACCAUAAGUACCAGAAUUAAGAUCAUGACAUCACUUUCUGAUUUGAAACAGUUUCAUCAGGCAAUUCCUCACAAAAUUUCUUCAACGCCUUAACCCUAGAUUGCGAUCACGUCGAUGUUCUCAGGAUAGGUCCAUUGACAAAGUUGUCGAAAUUAUGUGAGCCAGUUUAAACAGAGGAUGGAUGAACAGAGGAUUGAACCUACAUAGUCUCAGGCACCCGGUUUUUAGAAGAUCCUUCGGAGGUUUAGUGAUUUUCGGCAGAAGUGAGUGCUCGUUAGACUUUCUUUCAAGCGUUUGCACGUGGUGGUUUAGUAUACCACCCUUGUGAAAAUUCUUGCAGUAGUGAAGAAAUUGUAAUGUUGCUUGGAGCUUUUGCACUGUAGCGAUGGACGUGUUGACACUAGCAUUGCCACCAUCGCAACGAUCCAAACUUCUUGCAGCAGGCUUUCAUACCACUGCUGCUCUCGUCUCUGUCACACCCUUUCAGCUCUCUCAAGAGGCAAAUAUUACACUAGAGGAGGCCACGGUUGUGCUGAAGUUGGUGCCACGAUCUGACAUUGAUCAUGUUGGCGCUCUUAGUCUUAGUGGUCCUCUAACAGGUUCCACGACAGCGUGGGAUCUUUUGAUACAUGAGAAGAAUAGAAGAAAAAUUGGGACAGGGAGUACAGAGGUGGAUAAAAUUCUUGGCGGGGGAGUUUUGUCUAAGGAGCUUACUGAAAUUUGUGGCGUCCCUGGUGUUGGCAAAACACAGUUCAGUGUGUUUAUUACCAGCAUGCAGUUGGCCGUCAAUGUGCAAAUUCCAGCAGAGUUUGGUGGCGUUGGAGGCCACGCUAUUUAUAUAGAUACAGAAGGGAGCUUUAUGAUGGAACGUGUGUUGCAGAUAACAGAGGCCGUCAUCGAUGAUCUUCGGAACAAGUCCCCAGCUUCUGCAGAGGAUUUAACUGUUGAAGAUUUUCUGUCACAUAUAUACCUUCUCCGGGUCCAUGAUCCAGUUGAGCAGCUUGCUGUUGUCAACACCUUACCCACUCUUCUAGAUGAGCACAAGGAGGUGAGGCUCGUAGUCUUUGAUAGUGUAACAUUUAACUUUCGUCAGGACUUUGAAGAUAUGGCAGGAAGAACUCGACUUUUAGCCAACAUGGCUCAGAAGCUGAUGGCGGUUGCUGAGAAUUAUGAUGUUGCUAUCGUUCUCGUGAAUCAGGUUACACACAAAGUGACAAGCGAAGGCUCUAGAACUGUUCCAGCCCUAGGAGAGAGUUGGUCUCAUGUCUGCACCAAUCGGCUGAUGGUCUAUUGGAUGGAUGGCCAACGGUAUGCUCAUCUGGCCAAGUCUCCGUCCUUACCAGUUGGAACAGCACCAUAUGUGAUCACCGAAGAGGGUGUGCGCGAUGCCCAGGAGUCUCAUAAAAGACCCAAGCUUGUUGAGCCGCAUGGCUGAUAGAAUCGGAUUUUGGGCUGGACCGAACCAUAUUCACAGCUCCUUAUUAUAUAGUCUUCAUCAAGGAGAUAGUCAAGUUUAGCGUUGCAGAAUUCAGAUGUUUACAUGGAGGACUACUUUAACAGGGGGAGCGAAGGAGGGUAUAUGAUUUCAUUCUGUUGCCUAGCUGAAGUUUAACGAAGAUCCACGUCUGCCUUGUGUAGGCAGUCUGGUCAACUUUACGCAAGUACGCAAUGUAAGACGUCGAUACGUGCUAUCUAUAUUCACUAGCCAGUGAGUAUCCUCAUUUCCACGUUAGGUUCAAUGACAGUUAUAAACUUUGGGCUUGACCCUUCAUAAAAUAACUGGAUGCUGUACAAUUUCAUGCAUUUACAGCAUGAAUUUACCAACUGCUUGUUGUUGGGUCUUGGUACAAGAUCACAACCUGAACUGAUAUGUAUCUCAGUCCAUGCAGAUUGCAGUAUAGUCAUUUCUAAACUCUUAGCAUUUUUAAUACAAUAUUGUUAGAUAGCAGCGGUAGCAGUUAUGCUCUUGAAAGAGCAUGUUACUUACCACUAGAUUUCUAUUACUCUUAAUUUUUUUCAAGGGUCUAUUUAGGUGAGGUGAGUUCUACUGUUAGUGAUCCUGCAAGUAAAUUUGGUAUUUGCUUUGAAA
Molecule: messenger RNA, 2093 nt
Organism: Physcomitrium patens
Lineage: Eukaryota; Viridiplantae; Streptophyta; Bryopsida; Funariales; Funariaceae
Source: RefSeq, a predicted model, not a curated record